AUGCUGGAGGCAGACAAUCACUUUAAUGACAGUGGCAAAGGCAUCAAUUCAUAUAGCACUGGAGAAAGCAAUGCAGAGAGCAGGAGCCGUGGAGGCGGGAGGAGGAGGAGGAGGAGGAGAAGGCGGAGAAAAAGCGGUGAGGAGGGCGUGAGGGGAGCGGCUGGGGCGCCCGCAGAGCUGAAGUUGAGUGCCAAGCGGCGUGGGGGGAGGCCGCCGCGGAGCGCCGGCUGGGGGAGCCUGGGAGCCAAUCUCCCCGGGGGAAAACGCGCUCGCUUCUGCUCGGGCGACGGAGGCGCGCCCCAACUCGGGUCUCUUGGGGCCAGAGUCCGGGGAGCGCAGUCCGAAGUCCCAGGGCGAAAGGGCUCCGGGGCGCGCGCCGCCGGUGUUGCGCGCUUGAGGCGCCCUGGCCGGGGGGAUGCCCCUGUGCGGGCUCGGCGACUAGCCCGGCCGCCUGGUGCAUGGCCCAGCUAUGGAGGUGGUGGACGAGACAGAGGCUCUGCAGCGCUUCUUCGAAGAAUUCUAAAUUCUGUGGAACCCAGAAAAUUCCAGGGAUUUGAUCCUUUCCUCACAGCACAUUCUACCUGUUGCAUUGUGGCAAGCCUCUGAUUGCCACGGAUCACAAAAGGAGCUUGCAGCCAGUUCUGACUCU
Python bivittatus (Burmese python) is the source of this 649-nucleotide messenger RNA. The record is from RefSeq and is a predicted model, not a curated record. Lineage: Eukaryota; Metazoa; Chordata; Lepidosauria; Squamata; Pythonidae.